CGCGGCAGCGAAGCGCCAAAAAACAAACCAACAAAUGAUUCGCCUGACAACAAAUUAAACUGUGAUUUUUAUGAAUUUUACAACGUUUCAGGGAUACUUUAUAAUCGGAAAAUGACGGAAUUACUUUUUAACAAGAGGUUGCAAGUGCAGGUGAAGAAUAAAGACACAGAUGAAAGGCGUUCAGUCAUUCGUAUUAGUAUUGAACUGCAGUCAACGUCAAAUCCAGUUCAUAGAAAGGAUUUGGUUGUAAGGCUGACAGAUGAUACUGAUCUGUACUUUUUAUACAACCUUGUCAUAUCAGAAGAGGAUUUUCAGAGUUUAAAAGUGCAGCAGGGUCUUUUAAUAGAUUUCACAUCGUUUCCUCAAAAAUUCAUAGACCUGCUUGAACAGUGUAUCUCUGAACAGAACAAAGAAAGCCCACGGUUCCUGUUACAGCUCACGUCGGCCUCAUCUGCGUUCGAUCACAGCCCGUCGAACCUUAACAUUGUGGAGACGAAUGCUUUUAAACACCUCACACAUCUUUCUCUGAAACUCCUCCCUGGAUCUGAUACAGAUGUUAAGAAAUAUCUGGCAACCCGUCUGUCUACUGUAAAGGAGGAAAAGCAGCAGCUGGAACAAAAGUUGAGGAAGACGGAGGAAGACCUGACUAGACAGCUCAAUUAUGCACAACAAACGCUGUCUGAGAAAAGUCGAGAGCUGGACAAACUUCGGUCCGAAUGGACGUCACAGACAACCUCCCUGUCCAGCAGACACAUGCAAGAUCUCACAGCCGAGCGUGAACAAGCCCUGGAGACGCAAGCCCGUCUUCAGCAACAGAACGAACAGUUACGACAAGAACUGGAGUCGGCUCAUAACAAAAGCACCCAGCAGUUUCAAAGCAAAGUCCUUGAGUUGGAAACCACCAACAGAGAGCUGAUCGAUAAGAAAUACAAGAGCGACUCUACCAUCCGUGACCUAAAGGCCAAAUUGGCGAGUUUGGAAGAGGAGUGUCAGCGGUCGAAGCAGCAGGUUUUGUCCUUAAGGAGGGAAAACAGUGCCCUUGACACCGAGUGCCACGAGAGGGAGCGUCUGGUCAACCAGCUGCAGACGCGAGUCGCCGUCUUGGAGCAGGAGAUCAAAGAUAAAGAUCAGCUUGUGUCACGGACCAAAGAAGUGCUGGAAGCUACACAGCAACAGAAGAAUUCUGUCGAGGGAAAUGUCGAAAGCAAACAACUGCAGAUCAGCAAACUAGAAGUCACCGUAAAAUCCCUGUCUGAGGAACUCAUCAAGGCAAAUGGCAUCAUCAAGAAGCUCCAGGGGGAUCUGAAGGCUUUGGUGGGAAAAAUUAAAGUAAAGAAUACAGUGACGGUGUCUCAGGAGAAACUCUUGCAGGAGACCACAGAAAAACUGCAGAGGGGUCGGCAAGAACUUCAAGAGACUCAACAACGACUCAGACAGAAAGAAGAGGAGGCAACAAAACUGAAAGAGCAGCUGGAGGCUACGGUUCAGAAACUGGACGAGAGCCGGGAGGUGUUGAGAACCAAUGAGAACGUGAUAACUUGGUUGAACAAGCAACUAAAUGAGAACCAGCUUUCUCGGAAACAAGAAGCUCUUGGGAUGUUCGAGACCCCUGCCGUGGGGCUGAGAACACAGUCUCACAAUUUGCUUGAUAGCAAAGGCUUCCCUUCAUCUUUGGGACAGGGUUUUCCCAUCACCUCUACCAUAAACUCCAAAUACCCUCUUCCUCUUUCCUGUGUGAGCUCAGGACCUCGCUCUGUCUUGACCAUGCACAAUCAGACAUCUGGACCAAAGGUCCAGUUUAAUCCCAAAUCUUCAAUAGAAGUAGGAAGCGUGUGCCCCAAUCCCCAGCCACCACAACCUUCAAAUAAAGAGAAUGGAGAAUCUGUAGGUUUGGACUCCAAGUACUUUGAAAGAAGAGAUCACAGCAUACCCCUCCGUGGUCUCCUUCCCAGCAUGCAUCUGAAUAGAGAAGUGCCUAAGCCCUUGAACACAGCUGGUGUAAAACAAACACCAUCUGCUACCUCCGCAUACUUUCCAGGAUGAUAGAGAGAGUUUUCUAUACGGACGUCACUUCAUCACUACUAUGAAUGCUACUGCUGGGAUACUGUAGAAAUGCAUUUCAAAUUCUCCACGGAGACCAUAUAUUGUUUAAUGACUCAUUUGUGUGUUCAGAAAUGUUAAAUUAUUUAUUAAACCAGAUUUAUUUUUAACCUAUUUCUAUGUUGAUCUGUUUACAAGAAGACUUUCUCAGAAGUGCUUUCAGUGGGACUGAUUGUGAAAUGUUUAAUGGUGCUUAACCUAAACUACAGUGCCCUUGAUGGGAUAAUAGUGGAUUCACCUUGUGCCAUACGUGAACUAUUGGAUAAAUUGACAUUUACCAAAAAUCAUACUAGCUGCCAUUUUAUAUUCUUGGACCAAGAUUAAAGUUCAUUAGAUGUUUUUUUAAUAUCGACUUGAAGUGGCUAUUAGGUUGAUGACAAAUUGUAAUCGGUGGUUUGCUGUGUAAACAUGUACAUAAUUCUUGUCUAUAUUUUUGUAUUUGUUUGUUAUAGUAUACGUCUUAUGUUUUAUCAUGGGCCGGCCUGGCUGCUGCUUGAUAAACAACACUU
Paramisgurnus dabryanus is the source of this 2609-nucleotide messenger RNA. It is a transcript of the gene sass6, whose product is annotated as SAS-6 centriolar assembly protein. Lineage: Eukaryota; Metazoa; Chordata; Actinopteri; Cypriniformes; Cobitidae. The record is from RefSeq and is a predicted model, not a curated record. Gene Ontology annotation, biological process: centriole replication; spermatogenesis. Gene Ontology annotation, cellular component: centriole; centrosome.